This is a messenger RNA of Condylura cristata (star-nosed mole), 1936 nucleotides long. RefSeq names its product keratin 222, type II (gene KRT222). The coding region runs from base 184 to 951 and encodes 255 amino acids. NCBI's taxonomy places the organism in Eukaryota, Metazoa, Chordata, Mammalia, Eulipotyphla, Talpidae. Gene Ontology annotation, molecular function: structural molecule activity. The transcript has 6 exons. The record is from RefSeq and is a predicted model, not a curated record.
UCAAUGAGAUCAGGGCAAACUAUGAAAAGCUCCUCACCAGAAAUCAGAUAGAGACCGUGCUGUCAACAAGGAUCCAGGUAAUGAUUUCAUACAGACAGGCACCUUCCAGGAUAAGGAGACAAUCCCUGUCCAUGCAAUUCCUGUCCCGGCCUCUCUGAGCUAGAAGAAGACAUAAGCAAAAAAAUGGACAAGGAUGAAGAGGCUUUAAAGGCUGCUCAGGCAGAACUCAAGGAGGCCAGACGCCAGUGGCACCACCUGCAAGUGGAAAUUGAAUCUCUCCAUGCUGUGGAAAGGGGUCUUGAAAAUUCCCUCCAUGCCAGUGAGCAACAUUACCAGAUGCAGCUGCAAGACCUCGAGGCAGUGAUCGAAGGCUUAGAAAAGGAGCUACAGGAAGUAAGACGAGGCAUCGAAAAACAGCUUCAAGAACAUGAGAUGUUGCUCAACACAAAGAUGAGACUAGAACAAGAAAUAGAGACUUAUCGCCGGCUCCUAGAAAAGGAAGAGAUCAGGUAUUAUGGCUGCAUCCAAGGCGCAAAAAAAGAACGAAAACCUACCACGAGUAGGGUUGGUUUUGUUUUACCUUCAGCCAUUAUAAAUGAAAUAUCUUUCUCAACAAAAGUCCCACAAACGUUUGAGAAUGAGAAAGUGGAGACAGUGACCAAACAGGCGAUAUUAAAUGGAAAUAUCGUGAAGGAGAGCACAGAAGCACACGGGACUAUUCAGACAGAAAAAGUGGAUGAAGUUAUUAAAGAAUGGGAAGGUUCCUUCUUUAAAGAUAACCCUCGAUUAAGGAAAAAAUCUGUUUCUCUUCGAUUUGAUCUUCAUUUAGCUGCCACUGAUGAAGGAUGUUUACAGACUAAGCAGGAUAAUCUACCAGAUAUAGAAGUCAGGCUUAUCAUGAGAAGAUCAUGCAGUAUCCCGUCCAUUAAACAUCCAUCAGCAGCUAAUUAAUCCGAAGGCAGUAUCUGAUUUGAUUUUAAAAUGACACUAGAAUGGACAGGUGUCCAUGCUGACCACCUUCUGUUCUAAAACAUAAGUUAUUAAGUAUGUAUGUUAUGAGCAGGGUGUGAGUCACUUCAGGGGGAAAGAAAGUAAGACUCAAAUUUUCUAAUUAUGAAUGCAGUUUUUAGAGAGGAAAAAAAAUCCGAAAUUCAGUAUGAUUUCUGUUUUAUUUAUUUUCCAAAUUGUCUUUUUCCCUUGAAAUUUUAUCAGCAACUAUAAGCAUUAAGCUGGUUUAGUUCAUUAUGAUAUUUCACUCCAUGGCUGAGUUGUGUUAAGAAAAAGGGAACAGUUUGUUUAAUAUGAUUGAAAAUUUAAUGAUACAUUAAGAAUCUGAGUUACAUAUAGUUGUCCACAAUUUGUUCUGGCUUAAAAGGUUUUCUACCAAAAAAAAAAUCAUUCUAAACAAACAUUAUAAACACACUUAAAAUUUUUCUUUUCAAGACAAUCAUUUGUACACCUAAAAGAGUAACAGUUACUUUCCAUGCGCAGUUCUAAGCAAACUAGGGAACAUACCUCAGGACUAAUUUUAGGAUUAAAUACAAUUAAGUUCAUCUCUAUCUGAAAGUUUUUAUAAUCAUUACCUGUUUGUCAGGAGUUUCUUUACUCGGCGAAUUUUAAGGUGUGUCCUCCCCCAUUUAAAAAAAAUCAGGCCAGAUAAGCAACGAAAUAUGAAAAGUUAGUUACUACAGGUACUCAGAGGGUUAUCCAGCUGCUCACCACCCCAAUUUUUCCAUUUGUAUAGUUAAAUGUGAUUAGUUUGGGUGUUGGAUGCAAACAUUAGAAAAGAUACUAUGUGAAAUACCAGAUAUUUCUUGCAAAUAUUUAUGUGUAUUAGGUAACAUUAUUGUUAUCUAAGCUAAUAAUAUUUGCAGGAUUUCCAUUUUAAAUUGCUCAAACUAAUAAAUAUGGAUAGAAAAUAUAAUUGUGAAUAAGU